AUGAAUGCAGCUACUGACCGAUGCAUAAAAGAGGACGAAACUGAAGCACUGCUGAACGAAGCUUACCCGCAAAACUCGACCUGCUUGACGCUAUUCAACUGCACUGAAAAUGGUCCGCACCCGAUCACAGCAAGGAAUGCAACAGCAUGCCUAGACCCCUUCACGUCGACGGCGGCGGGAUGUCUCUUGAUCGGGUCCACCGCGAUGACUUGGUGCGACGCUCGCAUGGAUUGCAUGGCUCGCGGUGCAGAUUUGUUGUCUGCAACAAGUGAUGUGCAUUUUGGGGAAGUGCGGAACUACCUCAAGUCGCUAGGCUUUGUGGAGGAUUUUUACGUGGCUCUGAAGAAAGUGGACAAUACCUGGAUGUGGCUUUUGGAUGGUCGUAGUCCAGGAGCCGACUAUAGCGGAGAUUGGUAUUUUAAUUCUCCAAGUGGAGAAAACGGAUUUGACUGCGCAAUGUUGGCACAAUCUUACGGCUAUUUGGCGGUGGAUAUGCCUUGUGACAAGAUUAUUCGUCCUCUCUGUCAGCUACAAGCGCCCCCAGGUGUGUUAUAA
Hyalella azteca is the source of this 555-nucleotide messenger RNA. RefSeq lists its product as uncharacterized. Lineage: Eukaryota; Metazoa; Arthropoda; Malacostraca; Amphipoda; Hyalellidae. The transcript has 3 exons. The coding region runs from base 1 to 555 and encodes 184 amino acids. The record is from RefSeq and is a predicted model, not a curated record.